UCUUCAACAGUUUCACGGAACAGUGCUUGUGAAUAGUCGUUCGGCGAGUUUCGCGUCAGUUUACUAUUAUAGUGAAUGGUGUUCCUGCGUUAGUGUACGUGAUUUGGUUGUUUAGUUUCUGUGCACUAAACUGGUGAUCUGUUUUUCUUGCCUGUGAAAAUUUCGUUGCCUGCAAAAUGCCGUAUCGUUGUUGUGUGCCGAAUUGUAGAGGAAAUUACGACGGUGGACCAAAAGUAACCGUGUUUAAAUUUCCGGAGGAUGAAGCAAUGAGAAAGAAAUGGUUGUCAAGUAUUCGCAGAGAUAACUUCACUCCUUCUUCAAGUUCAAGAGUAUGUCAUGUUCACUUCCACAAGGAUGAUGUUAUUUGGGAAACACAAAUUGUGGAUGAAAGGACUGGUCAGUUAUUAAGAGCCCCCCUUCUCAAACCACGUUUGAGACCAGAUGCAGUUCCAUCACUACUCCCAAACUGUCCUUCCUACCUUUCAAAGGAAGAAAGUAGACGUGAAGGGCCAGAGGAGAAAAAGCAAAGGCUUGAAAAUGAGCAGUUAGCUCCAGCGUUACAAUAUAGUUUAGCAUCACAGAAGGACUAUGAAAACACUUUCAGCUUCAGUUCUUUAGAAGAGUUGAUGUUGCGUACGAAGGAAGUGGAUUUGCCCAACGAGUGGAGUGUGAUCGAAAAACACAGUGAUUUUGUUUGUUUUUUAAAGAUAAUAAGAAAUCCAGCACCAUUAAUCACACAUUCUGUCGUUAUAGAUAGUAAUUUAAAUGUUUCAUUGUUUAAGAAAGAUGUACAAAUUAAGACAUUAGGAAAAAGAUCUUUUCCUGUAAUUGUAACCAAUAUCCAUGAAAUUGUCAGUGUACUGCAGGAGUUUUCAGACACAGAUUGUGGGCACUCAGAAACUUCUAUAGAUAGUAUUGUAGAGAUAGUGAAAGACAGUCUAGGAGUGCUGAAAGACAGUUUACAGGAGAGUGAAAAGGAGAUGGUAGACUUUAUAUAUGAACAAGUUAGUCUCAUAAAUGUAAAGAAAUUUAAUCAUAGUGCAUGGAGUGAUUUGUCAGUGUCAAAUCUCAAGAACGGCUGGAAUAAACUUUGGCCUCAACCUAGAGGUGAAGAAUCGGAGGAAUCUGAGUGUGUUACAGUUGACGAGAUGGUCAAUUUGUGCAAUAAUUUACAAAUCAGCACAAAUUUGACGUCAGAAGAAGUAUCAGAGUGGUUAGAGUAUGACAAAGUGGACGGGGGUUUUCAAAUUUUGAGUGAUGACGAAAUUGUUGCCAGCGUAAAUGCCACGAAAGAAGAAGAAGAAGGGGCUGAUGAAGACGAGUGUUCAAACCAUGAAGAAAAACAAACUAUUAGCCAUUCAGAGGCCGAAACAAUGCUGUCCAAGUGUAUAGCAUGGCUUGAAAGUCAAGAAGAGGCUAAUGCAACGCAGGCACUACUGCUCCGAAAAAUACGAAAUAUUGCCGCGGUGAGAGCUCGAACAUCAAAAGGGCAGAAGAAAUUGACUAUUUCCAACCUGUAA
Messenger RNA from Schistocerca serialis cubense, 1520 nucleotides. RefSeq lists its product as uncharacterized. Lineage: Eukaryota; Metazoa; Arthropoda; Insecta; Orthoptera; Acrididae. Bases 177 to 1520 code for a protein of 447 amino acids. The record is from RefSeq and is a predicted model, not a curated record. Gene Ontology annotation, molecular function: sequence-specific DNA binding. The transcript is spliced from 3 exons.